CAGGAUCACUGAGCUGCUGAGCGGAGAGGUUCCUAUAAGGUGUCAGGAUGUCGCUGUCUAUUUCUCCAUGGAGGAGUGGGAGUAUUUAGAAGAACACAAGGAUCUGUACAAGGACGUCAUGAUGGAGAAUCACCAGUCCCUCACAUCACCGGGUAAAGAUGGGAUGAAUGACUCCAAUGAACAUCUCCAUUUAUCUAAUGAAGCAGAAGAUAACAAUGCCACACAAGAUAAUUCAAUAACUCCUAAUGUACCUUCAGUCCUUCACAGUGAAGAUCUAUCCACCGAUACUGCUGGGCACAAGAUGCUUUCAGCUAAUCAAUCACUCAUUGUCGAAACAAGAACUGGACAUAGAUGGGAGGAAAUAUUUUCACAUGGGAAAGAUUUUAAAAAGAAAUGUGAUCUUUAUUUAUAUGAGAAAAUUCACAAAGAUAAAAAGCCAUAUUCAUGCUCAGAAUGUGGGAAAUGUUUUAGUCAAAUAUCAGAUCUUGAUAUACAUCAGAUAACUCACACAGAGGAGAAGCCAUUUCCGUGUUCAAAAUCUGGGGAAUAUUUUAGUUGGAAAUCAUCUCUUGUGGAACAUCUAAGAAUUGACACAGAAGAGAAGCCAUUUUCGUGUUCAGAAUGUGGAAUAUAUUUUACCCAGGAAUCAGCUCUUCUUUAUCAUUAUCAGAGAACUCACCAACAAGAGAAGCCAUUUUCAUGUUCAGAUUGUGGGAAAUGUUUUAGCCAAAAAGCGUAUCUUGAGAGACAUCAUAGAACUCACACUGGAGAGAAGCCAUUUCCAUGUCCUGAAUGUGGGAAGUGUUUUAGUCAGAAGACAUCUAUUGUGGAACAUCUAAGAAUUCACACAGGAGAGAAGCCAUUUUCCUGCCCAGAAUGUGGAGCCUGUUUUGCCCAUAAAUCAACUCUUAUUCGCCAUCAGAUAACUCACAACAUAGAAAAGCCAUUUUCAUGUUUAGAAUGUGGGAAAUGUUUUACCCAAAAGUCAGAUCUUGAUAGACAUCAGAGAACUCACACAGGAGAGAAGCCAUAUUCAUGUUCAGAAUGUGGGAAACAUUUUAGUCGGAAAUCAUAUCUUGUGCAACAUCUAAGAAUUCACACAGGAGAGAAGCCGUUUUCAUGCUCAGAUUGUGGAAUAUGUUUUGCCCAUCAUUCAACUCUUCUUCAUCAUCAGAGAACUCACAAAAAAGAGAAGCCAUUUUCAUGUUCAGAAUGUGGAAAAUGUUUUAGCCAGAAAUCUGAUCUUGAUAGACAUCAGAAAACUCACACAGGAGAAAAACCAUUUCCAUGUUCCGAAUGUGGGAAAUGUUUAAGUCGGAAAUCAUUUCUAGUGGAACAUCUAAGAAUUCACACAGAGGAGAAGCCAUUUUCAUGCUCAGAAUGUGGAGCUUGUUUUACCCAUAAAACAUCUCUUCUUAAUCAUCAGAGAACUCACACAGGGGAGAAGCCAUUUUCAUGCUCGGAAUAUGGGAAAUCUUUUAGCCAGAAAUGAGAACUUGUUAAGCAUCAGAGGGCUCACACAGGGGAGAAACCAUUGUGAUGUUCAGAUUAUAGGGACUGUGGCAGGUGUGGAGCUUCAUUGUAGGACCUGCUGCCUAACAAUGCAUUCUGAUGUCUGCAUGACAUCAUACUACAUGAACCUUAUAACAAAGAAUACAAGUCAUACGUCCCCAACCAUUAACGUAUCUGUACCCGCCACAUCUUACUUCUAAAGGACCCUUGAUGAUGUCACAGUCAGUUGAUUAGUCACAAAUAUGAAUCAAUAGUAGAUAUUUUGUUUUGAUCAUAGUAGGUAUAGUAUCUUUGAUGAAGUCACUAGCAUGUAAUCAGUCACAUACAUGGGUUAUUGGUAGAUGUUUUUAAUAGCAGUGGAUAUAGAACCUUUAACCUUUUUA
Messenger RNA from Bufo bufo (common toad), 1895 nucleotides. RefSeq names its product zinc finger protein OZF-like. The transcript has 3 exons. Bases 68 to 1492 code for a protein of 474 amino acids. Gene Ontology annotation, biological process: regulation of transcription by RNA polymerase II. The record is from RefSeq and is a predicted model, not a curated record. Lineage: Eukaryota; Metazoa; Chordata; Amphibia; Anura; Bufonidae. Gene Ontology annotation, molecular function: RNA polymerase II cis-regulatory region sequence-specific DNA binding; DNA-binding transcription factor activity, RNA polymerase II-specific.